Megalops cyprinoides (Indo-Pacific tarpon) is the source of this 7138-nucleotide messenger RNA. Its product is annotated as synaptopodin 2-like protein. The transcript is spliced from 5 exons. Gene Ontology annotation, molecular function: actin binding. Bases 230 to 3760 code for a protein of 1176 amino acids. NCBI's taxonomy places the organism in Eukaryota, Metazoa, Chordata, Actinopteri, Elopiformes, Megalopidae. The record is from RefSeq and is a predicted model, not a curated record. Gene Ontology annotation, biological process: positive regulation of actin filament bundle assembly. Gene Ontology annotation, cellular component: Z disc; nucleus; actin cytoskeleton.
GUCUCUCUCUCUCUCCCUCACACUGUCUAUCCCCCUUGUGUGUCUGUGUGUCUGUCUGUCUCAACCCAGGUGUCCGGGUCAAAGGGAAGCCAGUGCUGGGAAUCAUUUUGGCAAAAAAGCAAGCUGGGUCAUUGAAGGAACUCUGCUUAGCAUGGAGCUACACUAACAGACGUCCCCACAGAGAGACAGGAGAGAGGCACACACAGAGAGGGAGCGACAAUACCGCACAAUGGUGGCUGAGGAAAUCGUGAUUACCCUCUCUGGGGGUGCGCCAUGGGGAUUUCGACUUCAGGGGGGUGCCGAGCACAAGAAACCCCUACAAGUGGCUAAGGUGCGGCGGCGCAGCAAGGCGUGCCGGGCGGGGCUGCGGGAGGCUGACGAGCUGCUGUCCAUCAACGAGACGUCGUGCGGAGAGCUGUCCCACGCACAGGCCAUGAACCUGAUUGAUGGGGGUCCCGGAAUACUGCACAUACGCGUGAAGAGGUCACCGUCGGCGUUCCAGUCCAUGGUCCUGCUGGGGCGAACCCCCUCCCCCCGAAUCGACAAGGAGUACCGCUCCGCCCUGAGAGCCCCGAUGUCCCCCCCGGGAGGGGAUGAGCCGCUGCCUCCGCGGCGGGAGCGGGUGAUGUCCCCGCCCGACAGCGAGGCGUACUACGGUGAGACGGACAGCGACGCCGAUACGGUGUAUGAACGGCAGCGGCGGCAGAAACGCCGCAGCCCUAGCGGCUCGCCCGCCAAGAUGCCCGGGCGCGAGGAGUCCCCCGAGGAGGAGACCUCAGAGAUGAGCGGGUAUGAGAGCGCCCCCGAUGCCCGGCCCUACCCCAUCGCCCCGGCGAUGAUGGGAGGCGGGGGGGUCCAGCAGGACGUCCGGCCGGGCGUGGCCCGCAGGGAGGUGGUCUACCAGCCGCCCCGGCUCGAGAACUCGCCUGAAAACUCGCCCGAGAACUCCUCCGGCAGCACGGGGGACCACAGCCCUGUGGACGGGCAGGGCUCCAACGAGGUGGACAGCGGCUUCCAGGAGCCCCCCAGCCUGCCCCCGCUGGUGUCUCCCGAUCGGGCCAAGGAGGCGCUCCUGCUGCCCUCCCGCAGGCAGCUGGUUCCCAUGGUGGGGCCCGUGGACAAUCCGGUGGACGAGGAGCUGACCGUCACCUACAAGGACAAAGCAAGGCAAGCCAAGCUCCACCGCAGCGAGAGCGGGCAGGACCGGCAGGUGAAGGAGGCGCGCUCCAAGUGCCGCAGCAUCGCCGCCCUGCUGACCGACGCACCCAACCCCCACUCCAAGGGCGUGCUCAUGUUCAAGAAGCGCCGCCAGAGGGCCAAAAAGUACACCCUGACGUGCUUCGGCAGCGUGGAGGGAGACCCCCAGCAGAAUGGCAGCCCCGGGGGGGAGGAAGAGGAAGAGGAGGAAGGAGUCUUCCCCGGCAGCGAGUCUGAGCUGGACGAGGACGGCUUCACCUCGGCCCCCGAGUCCGCCUGGGACAGCGACUACCUGGACAUCCUGGAGAGGAAGACGCCCACCUCAGCGCCGGCGGGGUUCGGGGACGGGGGGAGCCCGGGCCUGAACGAGACCUCGGGGAGGGGCGCCCAGCUGUUCGAGCAGCAGAGAAAAAGGGCAGAGGAGCACGCCGAGAGGGCGGGGGUCGCCGCGUGGCCCGCCCUGCAGUCACAGCAGGUGGAGACGCCCCCAAAACAGGACCCUGUGUCCAUCCCCCCGAUGACACCCCACCGGCCCGUCACGCCUGUGAGUUACAACAUGAUGAACGGGGAGUCCGCUGUCGUUAGCCGAGCCAGCAUUGUGAUGUCACCACCGGGCGUGGCCCUGGCGCCAACGGGCCCAGCGGCGCCACCCGCUGGCUCUGUGCUGAACAGAACCGCCCAGCCCUUUGGCGCGGGGCCCAUUUUGCACCGAGCCGCCACCACGCCCGUGGUCUUCCGGCCCAACAUCACCAAGAAGACCCCCCCACAGCCCGCGGUGACCACGGCGACUGCCCCUCCCUCGGAGGUGAAGCGGGCCGUCUCCACAACCUCCCUCUACAUCCCGCCCAGGCCUGCCACCAGGAGUGGCCCGACCUCUGUGUUUUCUCCUCCAUCCUCAGUGGCCGCUGCUCCAUUCUGUCCGCCUCCCGCACCUGCUACACCCUUCUCUCCUACUUAUGCGCCAACCACGCCCUUCUCGGCUCCUGCCACGCCCUUCUCACCCACUUCUGCUCCAGUGGCUCCCUACUCUUCCCCUGCUAUGCCCCGCAUGUCUUCCCAGCCUCCCACACCAGCUACAUCCUUCCCUCCCCCACCUCAUCCUGCCAUGCCCUUCUCCCAGCCUCCCACCCCCAGUACCCCCUUCCCUCCCCCUCCACCACCAGCCACACCCUUCUCAGCCCCUCCCACACCCGGUACCCCCUUCCCUCCCCCUCCACCACCAGCCACGCCCUUCUCAGCCCCUCCCACCCCGGCGCCCAAGGUGUCCUUCAGCCCGUAUGUCACAGUGGCCAGCACCCCCUCUCCACCCGCCCCAGCCACACCCACUCCCUCCGCCCCGCAGUACCCCGCCGUGACUCCCGCUGAGCCCCUGGCCUCCCGCGAGCAGCGUAUCGCCGUGCCCGCUGCCCGUACCGGCAUCCUGCAAGACGCCCGUCGCCGCGGCGCCCGCAAGCCCAUGUUCAGCCGGCCCGAGGAGAAGAAGGGCACCUCCCCGAACCCCGAGCUGCUGUCACUGGUGCAGAACCUGGACGAGAGGCCCAGGGCGGAGGCCGGGUUUGAGUCAGGCCCUGAAGAGGAUUCCCUCAACCUGGGCGCUGAGGCCUGCAACUUCAUGCAGGCCCAGAGGAGCAGGCCUCCCCCGCCUGUGGCGCCUAAGCCCCACGCCGCCCCAGAGGGGCCCCAGAUACCCCAGAUGGGAGGUAAAGGGGCCGAGCUCUUCGCUCGGAGGCAGAGCCGGAUGGACAGGUAUGUGGUGGACAGAGCAGCGCCGCCCACGCAGCCGCCGCCCCCCAGCCAGCCCCGGCAGCCCUCACCUACGCCCUCCCUCCCCGCACACUGGAAAUAUUCCCCCAACAUCCGUGCGCCUCCCCCCAUCGGCUACAAUCCGCUGCUGUCCCCCUCCUGCCCACCGGGGGCACAGCGCGGCACCAGGGCAUCCGAGGCCUCCGGGGCAAAGAAGAAUGGGGCGCAGAAGCAGGCGGCAAGGGCCGUGGAUGUGAUGAGCCGGCAGCCGUACCAGCUCAACUCCGCCAUGUUCAGCUACGGGGGCAGCCAACCGCAGAGCAGCUCUCUGACCCCUCCCAGGCAGAUCCCCGUCAAGGCUGCCCGUGUCUACAACAUCAAGCGCUUCUCCACGCCCACGCCCAUGUCGGCCCCCUCGUGCCUGACCCCCUCCGUCAUCGCGCCGCGGUCCGCCACCACGCUGGGGGAGCCGUUCUGGCGUUCUGACAUCACCUCCCCUCCCCCCACCCCCCUCUCCCCGCCCCCGGCACCAGCCCCAGCCGGGGGUCUCCCAGAGCUGCCCAAGAUUUACUCCGCCCCGAUCCCCAACCCCGUCACUGUCCCCCCUUCCCCCUUCCAAGCGCAGCCCCCUGGCUAUGCCCCUCUCCAGAGCACCAAGCAGUUUAAGAGUGCCCCGGAGCUGAGCCCCCUGUCGCAAACGCCGCUGCGCUCGUCCGUCUCCGGGAGCUCCCCCGCCAUUCGGGUGCCCCGCCCGCGCUUCAGUGCCUCCAGCAUGGGCAUCCAGGCCAAUGUAUGGAGACCCGGCGGCCUGCACUGCUGAGGAGCCGCAGCCUGCCACAGCCUGCCACACCCGGCCACGCCCAGCCAAGCCCAGCCACGCCCAGUCACGCCCAGUCACGCCCUGUCCUGCCCAAUGCUGCCCCACCCCGAGGCACACCCUCCUCCACCCCUGAGCUUCCAUGAGCCACAGUUUCCCUCUGUUUCCCCAACGUCUGUGCUGAACAUUUGUAGAGAGGAAUCAUAAUUCUGACUAAUGAUGUUCCAUUAUUGACUACAGAAUCACCUUGUCAUAAAAAUAAUAGUGAGAAGUUGAGAUUUCAUCCAAAUUACCCAAAUAUGAUAUAAGGCCUUAUUUUCCUUGAAGGAAUAACAUAAUUUCAACUAAAUAUAACUGAAUAUAUAGUUGUCUUUUUUAUAUUUUAUUCUAUCCUUUAAGAACAAAUAACAAUACAUUUAGAGUUUACUUAGCUAUUUUACAUAUCUGGUACCAUUUUAAGUAGUUAUUGAAAUCUCACACAGCAUUUGAAAUGUAACUGAAAUGCAGUUUGCAGGCUCUAGGGUAUGGCUAGUGUCUCAGUUUAGCCUUUAUCUAAGUGACUAUUAGAUGGCUUCUCUGUGUUUAGAGUUCUCUGUUGUUACCUCUGUUGAAAAACAUGUGUGUUCAAACACAAACGUUUAUGUGCAACACUUGAUAGUUUGUGACAGCCAAUCAGCAUCUUACUGAGUUCAAAGGUCAGACUCAACUCAGGAGAGAUGAAUGAGAGGUGUAGUGUCACAGUGCCUACUACCACACAAGGUCUAUCAGAAACAGCCCAGACAGGGGACCACAAAGAACUCAAAACUCAUUUCAGGCUUGAAUGUUGAGACAUAAAUUAUUAGCAAAUAUGUUUUAACCUGGCAUGGUCACAUUGAUGUUCCUGGGAAACUACAGCUGGGACUUUUUGGGGAGCAGAUAGUGACAGAAUCUGUGCCAUGACAGACUGCUGUUCUUUGGUGCUGGGCAAGCUUGAAUGGUAUGGAAUGGCGAAAUCUGAAGAGCACAGGCUUGUGCAGGUGGGCAAGUGGUGACCUUUGAACUCUCAGCGCAUUUCCUCUUGGGAAUGGACACGUUGUGAGCAAGAGUUGAUCGCAGGGGGGUGGGGAGGGGUGCUGCAGAUCAGCAUGAUCUCAGGCUUGCAAGAUUGCCACUGAGGAAAACAUUGCCGAGAGCAUGCUGGGACACUUGCUAUCUGACGCUAAUGAAAACCUGGACCACAAGAAGCCCCGUCCUACAGGGUCAGCAGACAGAACACGGUGGGACCGGAACAUGGUGUCACUGUGGUGCGAGUGGACUGAGAGAAGUAGGUGGGGUGGGGAGUGGGGGGCGGUGUCAUGGGUGACAUCUUCUGCUCACAUUGGGCUCUAACCAAUCAGGAUGUGGGAGUUCAGCCAGUAUUGGCCUGAUUGAGUCACCAUUCGGGGCCCCACGCUCUCACAUGCUGUUACACCUGGUGUGAGACUCCCUUCUGGAUGCUGAAGGAAGUGGGGGUGACUGAGGUUCAAGUGUGUGUCUAUGUUUCUCCACUGACUUUUUUAUUUUAUACAAAUUAGAUUUAACUAACGCUAGAAUACAGUACUAAGACUCAUGUAAAACAUAGGGCAGAAUGCUCUCUCUCACUGUCACGUGAUAUACGCAGUGUCUGUGCUCUGCUUUGGCUGACGUGUUAAGAAUAAAGAAAAACCAGGAGGAGCCCAAUGUGAGCAGCUGGAGCUGGGGGUCUGAGGUAUUCACAGGUUUUCUUUUAGGCCAGACCCCCCAGAGUCUGGCGUUCGGUGUUUGUCGUACUUGCUGUUGGCCGAGUGAAGCCCAUUACUGAGACGAUUAGGGCAGUUUGUUUGAGGAGAAUGCAGGUGUUGGUGAGGCGUGUUGCACCACAGUGUUAGUGAAGGCAUGAAGGAUGCUGAGCACGUGCAUAGGAGAUGUGACAGUUGCUUGGGAAAGAUGAAAGGAGGAGGAGAUGAGUGUCUUCUUUUGGAGGACAUGGUACGGCCCACGCACCUGCUCCAAAUAUUAGAGGUGAGGUCACAGGGAUCAGUUCUGCGCAGGCUCUGUGCAGAGCUUCAUACGGCGGUCAGCACAGCAGAGAACCACCCUUUAAGGUUCUGAGUUCUUGAGAUGUUGUUGAGUGAAGGGCAUCUUCAAUCACAUACUGCUCAAUGCUUGAAGUGUUAGUAUGCACCUACAUAAUAUGAACAUCUCUCUCUCUCUCUCUCUCUCUCUCUCUCACACACACACACACACUUGCAUGCACACAGGCACUUACAUUUACACUUACACACUUAUGCACAUACGCAAACACAUACACACGUUCCUUGUAGCCAUUGUCUUCUCAAAGUCACACACUCCCUCACAUUACAUAUGAGUGAAUAAAAAUAUGCCCUUUGAAAUCUGAGGAUUCUAGAUGUGGUCCCUUCCAGGAUGGUGAUUGGCCGUAGCUCUGAAUGCACCCAGUGAAAGCAGUUGUGGAUUGUACCAUUUCUUCAAGGGGGGGGGAAUUACCUGGUGUGUCUGCUGAGGAGACUUGACUGUUGAUUUUCAGAGAACCCCUCCAUCCCCAGCCCCCCACCCUUUGGAGACAUGCAGUAAGUGAGCGGGAAAAGCGGGUUUGGAGGCCUUGCGUUGGCGGGCUGAGUCAGCAGGUGGGCAGGCAGACGGGCGUGGAAUUUCCACCCGCCAGUGCCUCACUGCGGGCGAUGAACUUAAGUGGAAAUGACGUAUUGCUGACCGUCACGUUUGUUUCGUCUUUCACGGCUUGAAAGGCGAGCUGGUACCCUUCCGAUGGCUGCCUGCUUCCUCCUCUGGCAUUGUACUGUAGCUUUGUAUUUCUUGCUUCCUCUUUAUGGAAAAAAAUAUGUGUCUUGGUAAAUAGUGUGGAUGUAUGCUUUAAAAUAAUGACAAUAAAAAGGAAAAAAAAAAGCUGUGAUAAAUGAGUAAGGCUCAACCCCCAUUCAAUCCCUGAGGUUCCUCCUACUAAAAGGGUCACCCACGCCACAGAAAACCUGAAAGGUUCCAUACUGUAGUGUAUAUACGUAAAAACAGAGACAUGGCGACAUACAGCACAUGUUUCCUUGGACAUCAGUGUCUUAGAAUAAAGCUGUACUUUUUCUUUCCAGUGUUCUCAGAGUUGCCAUGGAGAAAUCCCAAGCUCUGUUUCUGUGUUUUCCAGUUUUCUGUAGAAUAAGUGCUCUUUAUGGCUGCAGAAACCUCAGAGGAUGUAGGGGGCGGGCCCUGCCAUAGGAUUGGCUGUGUGUGGCCACUAAAAGUGGUUGUAUUUGAAUUAAAGGGAGGGGAAGUACUGCAGCAGUGUUGUAUUGGCUGAAAGACACAUGCUUCUAGUGGAGACUGACAGAGUGGAAUAAAAAUAGACUUGAGACCUUA